Sciurus carolinensis (gray squirrel) is the source of this 1444-nucleotide messenger RNA. RefSeq names its product transmembrane protein 199 (gene Vma12). Lineage: Eukaryota; Metazoa; Chordata; Mammalia; Rodentia; Sciuridae. Gene Ontology annotation, biological process: vacuolar proton-transporting V-type ATPase complex assembly. The record is from RefSeq and is a predicted model, not a curated record. Gene Ontology annotation, cellular component: endomembrane system. The transcript is spliced from 6 exons. The coding region runs from base 18 to 644 and encodes 208 amino acids.
CACAAAGGCAGCUAGACAUGGCGUCUUCCUUUCUUGCUGGCGAGCGAUUGGUACGCGCUUUGGGCCCCGGCGGGGAACUGGAAUCAGAGCAGUUGCCUCGGACGCUGCGAGCCGAGCUUGAGGCCGCCCUGGGGAAGAAGCACACGGACGGUGAUAGCCCUAGUGGCCCCCGAUGCUUGGUUUCCUUCCGUCUAAUCCGGGAUCUGCACCAGCACCUACGAGAAAGGGAUUCCACACUAUACCUUCAUGAGCUCCUGGAAGGCAGUGAAAUCUAUCUCCCAAAAGUUGUGAAGCCUCCUCGGAACCCAGAGCUAGUUGCCCGGCUUGAGAAGAUUAAGAUACAACUGGCCAAUGAGGAGUAUAAGCGGAUCACUCGUAAUGUCACCUGUCAGGAUUCACGGCACAGUGGGACUCUCAGUGACCUGGGAAAACAAGUGAGGUCAGUGAAGGCUCUGGUCAUUACCAUCUUCAACUUCAUUGUCACGGUGGCAGCUGCCUUUGUCUGCACUUAUCUUGGAAGUCAGUAUAUCUUCACAGAAAUGGCCUCGCGUGUGCUGGCUGCAUUGAUCGUUGCCUCAGUGGUGGGUCUAGCCGAGCUGUAUGUCAUGGUGCGGGCGAUGGAAGGUGAAUUGGGAGAACUGUAACUGGUGCUUCAUCAUCAAAGUCUGGAGAAGAUUUGGGAGGCCCCAGGCUCCCAAUCGCUGAUAACCAGCUCAAUCUAUGAAGCUCUUUGUACUCAGCUCCAGUUAGAGGACCAGGCUAGGCCACCUCCUAUUCUUGCAGGAAGCACUGUCUUCUGUAAAUUUCCAAAGGGAGCAUUGGAGGAGAUUCAAACAACACCACUUCUUUAAAACUAAAAGAACUGAUCUCUCAGUACCUUUCUCCUGAACCCAGUGCUCAUUUGCCUUCUCCAGCUCAUUCUGGGCACUGCUGGGACUGGGGUUUUUCCAUCAGGAGUACAUGGAAUCCAGGCCUUCCCAAAAGUAAACCAUACUGCCUUGAACUUGUCUAGGUGCACAAAUCAUUCACUAUUCUUCAUCCAUACAUCUUUGGUGCAGGCCUAUAAUUGAGAGCAGAAGCCUCUGAGAAAGCAGAAAGGCUCCCUCUCUCAAUUUGUGCUGGAAAAGGAACCAGUCAGAGGACAGAUAUCAAAUAAGAGAAAGACAGGUUGGUAUGGGAUGGUUGAACUGGAUGCCAGGCAGCUAUCUUUUUGGAAAAGGAAGUGGUAUUUGGCCCCUUUUCUGGAAGGCAAAACACACUGAGACCAAAUGGCCCAGCUGUGGUCUUUCCUCUGUUAAAUGGAGCCAAAGAUUCCUGAUGUUUUCCUGAUGUCUCUGUCUAAUGUGAAACUUCUGAGAACUUAGGUGUUGUGAUGGUAGAAUCUAUAUAUGGGACUUGAAAGGGUAUCAACCUUAAGUUAUUUAUCCAAUAAAUAUUUAUUGUA